Copidosoma floridanum is the source of this 1604-nucleotide messenger RNA. It is a transcript of the gene Pdxk, whose product is annotated as pyridoxal kinase. Gene Ontology annotation, cellular component: cytosol. Lineage: Eukaryota; Metazoa; Arthropoda; Insecta; Hymenoptera; Encyrtidae. Gene Ontology annotation, molecular function: pyridoxal kinase activity. Gene Ontology annotation, biological process: pyridoxal 5'-phosphate salvage. The record is from RefSeq and is a predicted model, not a curated record.
UAUCUAUGUUGGUAUUUUGAACCAAUCAAUACAAAUUAACUUACGAGCCACCUUGUGCUGUAUCUAUAUACUUCGUUGCUCACGUUUUUUGUAUUUAUAAGUGUUUUCUCAAACCAAAGAUAAGAUGUCACAGUCGAUGGGAACGUUGUGCGACGAUCAGUUACUUUCAAUGUUUCACGCCGUCAAUAGAUAGCACCUAAUUGCUGCUCUAGUUGCUGACGUUAACAACUAUUACCUCCUCCAAUCGGUUUAGUAUCAAUAUUCAAUUUAUUUUUCGGAAUAAGUUCCUACUCGUUGGUGAUUAUUAUUAUUUGAUUUUGGAAUUAAAAACAUGAGUUCACCUCGGGUACUUUCCAUCCAAAGUCACGUUGUCUCUGGAUAUGUUGGUAAUAAAAGUGCAACCUUCCCACUACAGUUGUUAGGGUUUGAAGUUGACGUUAUUAAUUCAGUGCAGCUCUCAAACCACACUGGAUACAAAGUUUUUAAAGGCCAGGUUUUAAAUGAUAAUGAUUUAAAUUUUAAUUAUGUUGUUAUAGAACAGUUGGUAGAUGGGCUAGUGCAAAAUGAUUUAGAUUAUUACACCCAUUUGUUAACUGGAUAUAUUGGCUCUGCUUCGUUUCUCAAACAAGUAGUUGAGGUUGUUAAAAAAUUGAAAGAAAAAAAUCCACAGUUAAUUUAUGUUUGUGAUCCAGUUAUGGGUGAUGAUGGGAGAAUGUAUGUCCCUGAGGAACUGAAAGAAAUUUAUCAAAAAGAAAUAGUUCCUCUUGCAAAUAUUAUAACUCCAAAUAGUUUUGAAUUAGAAAUUUUAGUUGGGAACAAAGUUAAUACGAUUUCCGAAUUAAGAAAAGCCAUCAACGAUUUGCAUGAAAUAGGUCCUCAAAUCGUGGCAAUAUCAUCAGCAGAAAUAAAUGGAAAACUGACAUCAUUCGUAAGCACGACUACAGAUCACAAAAUGAUAAAACUUGAAAUUUCGAAAUUGCCUAUUUCUUUUACUGGCUCUGGAGACCUCUUUGCUGCCUUAUUUCUUGCUCAUACUUAUUUGCAAGAUAAUAUCAAAAUAGCACUUGAAAAUACCAUAAACUCCCUGGAGGAUGUUCUUUCAAAAACUUAUGAGCGUUUUCAAACAAUAAAGGAUGAUAACGCCCAGAGGGCCAAGAAAGUUGAACUUUGUUUGAUACAAAGUAAAAAAUGUAUAGAAAACCCUUCCCAAAGAUAUCAAGCUACCGAAUUGAAUUAGACAUACUGGACGAAUUGAAGAUAAAUGAAUGUAUGAUUUUUUAUCGAUGUUUUUUAUUGUUGUUUUAAAAAUGAAUUUCGUGCCCUACAUUUUAUGGUGUACAUACAACCGGUUUUAUUGAUGCAGCUCAAUGAAGUUAUUAGAAGAAAAGAUGAUUUAAAAAGUUUUAACAAUUUGAAAUGAAUAUAAGUAAUAUUACAAUGUUAGUUGUUGUAUUUUCUUGAUAUAUCCUUUAUAUUGACAAAAACCGUUAUGCCGACCAAAGCAACGUCUUCCAAGGGCUACUUAGUUCUAAACCAUAUACAAAUAUACCUGUAUAUUAUAUACACGUUUACAUGUAAUUUUUCUGUUAUAUUGCUGGCAAUGU